UAUUGCGUCGUAAAAAUUAAUAAUAGAAUAAUAUUAUAUCUAAGUAUAUACAGUUUCCGAUUGUUUUAAUCUUUCUAAAGGAUAACUAUCUUGUGAGAAAAAUUUAACAACCAUGCGAUUUGGAUUAGUGAUGGGUCUAAUACUUUUCGGAUUCGUUUUGAUGGUGAAUGGCUUAAAAUUUUUAAAUUAUAAUACUCCAAGUGAUAAAAAACUACCGAGAGAUAGAGAGAUACGUGGUUAUAGACCACCCCAAAUGUCUACCUCAAUUGGAGUAGGAUAUGGUAAAAGAGAUGGAUCUACGGAAAUUUCUAAUUUUAACAAACGAGAAAGAGUACUUUUGUCACUUCUUCGUAAUCUUCCACAAGGAUUUACUCCUGAAUUAAUAUUACGAGAGGUGAAAACAAAUCCUGUUUUUGCUGGAAAAUUAACAGAAAUGAUAAUCAAUGACGAAAAUGGUCAAACACGAAUUGGAGAACAAUUACAGCCGGAAGGAACUAUAUUCAUAUUUUAAACUCUAUACAGACGAAUGUCUAACUAAAAUAUAUAAUUUUUGGCGAUACAUUUCAGUUUAAGAAAAUGAUGGUAUCUUAAACACUCUACAGUUGGUUUUUGUUAACAACAACAACAACAACAACAACAACAACAACAAUAAUAAUAAUAAUUAUAACAACAACAAUAUUAUUAUAAACUUUUAUUGCUGUAUGUAUAAUAUACUAGCCUUAGUCAAAUCAAUUAUCGCCAAAAUUUGUUAAAAUUUGAAUUUACCUCCUUUUGUAUUAUUUCAUCCUUAUGUGAAUUAAUGAAUUAUUCAACAUGCUUUAUUAAUCGUUUCAUUUAAAAUAAAAGUUAUUGUUGAAUGAGAAUAGUAACUCUGUCGAUAAAACAUUUCGUAUCUACUUUGCCAUUAGCUGUCGAUAAUGUAAUAUACGAUUUUAUCUUUAGCGAAAGGAAAGGAUAUGCACUGUCGAUAAAAAAGAAAAAAAAAUGUCAACAACAUAUUUAAUUAAAUAAAAAUCUUUAAGUCAGA
Messenger RNA from Vespula pensylvanica (western yellowjacket), 1027 nucleotides. RefSeq lists its product as uncharacterized. The transcript is spliced from 2 exons. NCBI's taxonomy places the organism in Eukaryota, Metazoa, Arthropoda, Insecta, Hymenoptera, Vespidae. The record is from RefSeq and is a predicted model, not a curated record. Bases 113 to 511 code for a protein of 132 amino acids.